Messenger RNA from Scylla paramamosain (green mud crab), 2472 nucleotides. RefSeq names its product cysteine and glycine-rich protein 1-like. NCBI's taxonomy places the organism in Eukaryota, Metazoa, Arthropoda, Malacostraca, Decapoda, Portunidae. The transcript has 6 exons. Gene Ontology annotation, cellular component: Z disc; cytoplasm; nucleus. Gene Ontology annotation, molecular function: structural constituent of muscle; actinin binding. Bases 687 to 1268 code for a protein of 193 amino acids. The record is from RefSeq and is a predicted model, not a curated record. Gene Ontology annotation, biological process: muscle tissue development; sarcomere organization.
UGUCGGUGCAUAGCAAGGAUGGGUGUCGUGGCGGCGUCGUACAGGAAUUGCUGGAUCGUCAUGUUGGAGCACUUGUUUUACGGUCUCAUCAAGAACCAAAAUUAAACUACAAGCAUAAAUGAGAGGUCUAUUAUGGCCUGAAGAAUCUUCGGGAAGAAACAUGAGUACAGUGUUUACAUGAGUGCGUGAGGGGGAAAUCCUGGUAGUGCCUCGCCCUGCACGGCUGCGCGGUGUCACAGCGGGUCCUGCUGUGCCUGGCUGGCUCCACACCCACUGAUUGGUGUGGCGGUGGCAGUGUUUGGACCUGGCAGUGCUGAACUGGACCGCUGCGUGUGGGUGGAGGAGGCUCGGUCAGCACCGUGCUGGUUGUGCUAUCAUUGCUUUUUUCCCACACUGCAUUUUCGCACCACAAUGGAAUUGUCAGUCAUUACGUUUGGCGUCCUACUUUUCUUUGCACAAACUAUUAAGCCGCCCACCGGCACGCCUGUGGGAGUUAUGAGCUGGCCUGGUGAUGCUUCGACGUAUCCCUGCCCUCAGCCACAACAGUUGUGAAGCAAAAGUGGUUUGCAGAUUUUGUGGGCCUACUGUGGCCUGCUGGGCGGUGCUCUGCUCGGCCAAGGCAGUGUCAUACGAUAUACAUUCAUACACGUAAGAGAAGAUAUUCCUGCACACCUUCAUAAGCCAAGAUGCCUGGCCAGUGUCCUCGCUGCCAGAAGGCAGUGUAUUUUGCCGAGGAGAAGAUCGUCCUUGGUCGACCUUAUCACAAGAUGUGCAUCAAGUGUGCUAACUGCAACAAGUUGUUGGACAGCAGCACUUUCACUGAACAUGAUGAAGAGAUGUACUGCAAGAGCUGCUAUGGCCGCCUCUUUGGACCCAAGGGUUACGGCUAUGGAGUCGGGGCUGGUGUACUUUCUAUGGAUGAUGGAAGCAAAUAUCAGAAUGGCCCUCCAAGAUCCAACAUUCCAGCCACCAUGGAGGCUUACAUAGCUCCCUUGAAGGAACCUGCUCCAACAACCAAGCCGGUUCGGCCCAAGUGGGGUGGAGCAGACUACUGUGUCAGAUGUUCAAAGCAAGUGUUUAUGGCAGAGCGUAAGAUGGCUGCUGGGGGAGCCUGGCACAAGGCUUGCUUCAACUGUCGUGAAUGUCACAAGUGUCUUGAUUCCAACUCUGUUCGGGAGCGAGAGCAGGACAUCUACUGCAAUCCCUGCUAUGGAAAGAACUUUGGACCCAAAGGAUACUGGGGAUGGUCCUCUGCAAAAGUUUCAUAAGUCAAACUUUACAUCCCUUCCCAUCCAAGUUGUCAUUUACCUGUCAUAAGCAUAGUGUUAAGUAUUAUGACAAGUUCUGUAACUUGUGCAUGUGUUUCUUGACGUUCAAAGCUGAAGUAUAUAACAAAUGCACAUAAAACAGGACAAAUAAAUUUUUGAUGAGGUACAUACAUAAGGAUGAAAAUCACUGUAUGCUGAUGUUCUUUUUAGUGGUUUUGGGAAUGAGGAGAUUCAGUAUUUGACAAGAUUGGGUCUAAAUGGUAAUGUAUCUUUGUGUACUUACAUAUAAAACUUCAGAGUAAGAAACUUCUACUAUGUGGAUCAUUCAUGUUCUUAUUGGAUAUAUGAAUGUGAUAUUGCAUAACUUAUGUGUUGAUAAGUUAUUGUCAAAUUCUGUUAGUAUGUCUUAUUAAAAUGUCUAUUUUACAGAUAAAAACAUUAAAUGAAUGUUUAUUUCAUGGUACCUGCUUUUUCCAAUGUUUAAAGAGGAAUUAUUUACCAGUUGAUUUUUAGUAAAUAUAUUAAUUUUAUGAAGUAGAGAAAUAAGGGCACAAGUUGUCAUGAAAACUGUUAUUCUAGGUUGACAUGUAAAAGUUAGAUUUACAAAAAUAUCAACUUUGUUUUGACGUGUAAAACUUAGGAUAGGAACAAGCCUUGUAUAUCCUGUCAUAACAUUCCACUGUAGCUACUAUGUCUGUUAUUCCUUUGUUUGUGUAACUCUCUACUGUCUAUGGUAAUGGUCAGUUUCUUAGUUCUAUUAAGUGAAGUAAGCAUAUUGUAAGUAGUCAACAAAUACUAAAAGGAAGCUUGAUUUACUAGCAAGUAUGACCCAAAAUCCUUGUAAUUGGCAAACAAUCCAACAUCAAAAAAUAAUUUGCAUGUAGCAAAAUGGCCAGCCUUGAAAAGCUUCCACUAUUUUGUCCACAUUCUUUGGAUAUCAAAUUGUUACAAAAUCAAAAUGGCCAGCCUUGAGAAGCUUUCACUAUAUUUUGUUCACAUUCUUUGGAAAUAAAAUUGUUACAAAUCCUUUGCUAUGGUGUGUAAAUUUUGUUGUGCUUCUUUGCCACAGAAAUGUUUACUUACAGCACUGAACAGAGUCUACAUUGGAGGGUAUCCAAUACUACAUUGUCAUGAAGCACAAUCAGUUUUAUUCUAUUUUCAUGGUGCAUAUUAGUCUAAAAUAAAAUAUAAAUUAUUAAAUUCA